Messenger RNA from Lineus longissimus, 2521 nucleotides. Its product is annotated as myoneurin-like. Gene Ontology annotation, biological process: regulation of transcription by RNA polymerase II. Gene Ontology annotation, cellular component: nucleus. The coding region runs from base 136 to 1539 and encodes 467 amino acids. Gene Ontology annotation, molecular function: RNA polymerase II cis-regulatory region sequence-specific DNA binding; DNA-binding transcription factor activity, RNA polymerase II-specific. NCBI's taxonomy places the organism in Eukaryota, Metazoa, Nemertea, Pilidiophora, Heteronemertea, Lineidae. The record is from RefSeq and is a predicted model, not a curated record. The transcript has 5 exons.
CCAGUAAAUCAAAGUACCAGAAAAAACUAAUUUGUAAAAUUUUACCUUUACUUUUUAAACAAUUUCUGACAAACAACUGAAUCGAUUUUGUCCGGUUUGGGGUACAACACGAUAUCAAAGAAUCCGUGUAUUGUGAUGAGCACAGAAACAAUGGCUGGUGCCACACAAGAAAACCAUGUGGAGGAAAACGAAAAUAUGCAAAUGAAGUUGCACAAUAAAGGAAUGAUGUUGACAAGAGCAUGGACAGAACUCUUUAGUUUUAUAACAAUGUACCAGGCAGAAUUAACUGUAAAAGAAAAUGCCAUGGAGAUUGCCGAGAAAGAAAUAGGUAUUCGAAAAAAGCAGCUUGAAAGUAUCAAAUCGUCAGGUGAUGCAGAAAGUGAAGAGAGACAAAUAUUACGUGAUGAAAUUGAUUCAAAAGAGAAACAGUUGACAAAAAGCCAAUCAGAUCUUUUGAUAAAGGAACGUUUGCUACAAAGAGUGGAAUCGGAUUUAUCCAGUAAUGCAGAACUUUUAGAACAAUCGAAAUAUGAUCUGUUCAAUCGACAGGAUGAAUUGGUGCGAUGUAAAACUGAUUUAGAACGUUUGAAAUCUCAAUUGACUAUAAAAGAAGACCAGAUACGAAUCAAAGAUACUCUGUUAAUGAAGUUAGAACAUCAGCUUAUGAAGGAGAAUUCUGAUCUCAAGGAACAGUUGUAUUUGGAAAAGAAAGCCCAUCAGAAUACGAAGAUGAAUUUAAGAGAUAGUCAACAAGUUUUUGGUCAAUCAUCCUCAUCACCUUCCGCAAUGAAUCUCCCAGAAUUUCAAACUGCCAUGGACCUCUCAGUUGAACAAGAAGACUUCCAACCCUCGAGUGUUACAGUGACAUCUAAUCAGAUAUCUGGUAUCGAUCAUGCUCAGCCAACUGGAGAUACGAUUUCCAUGUCAAGAAAACCACAUUCCAGAUCCUCAUUCCCCAUUUACAAGCAUCAGAAAAGGAUGGGACCAAGUGCCAAAUGGUCGAACUGUAACUCAAGACCAACAGCACUUUCUACCAGAACAAGGUCUUUCAGCACUGGUUUAUCUGGGCCUAAUGACACUCCAGAUGAUUCCAUUCCAGCUCGAGAGAGUGAUGUUUUCUUCCCACUACAAUUGUCACCAGAAGAAGAUUCAAAGGAGGGAAUCUUAGCUUCAACAUUCCAAAGUGACUCAGAAAUAACAAAACCGGUGCCUAUCUCCCAGCCUUUUCAAAGUGAGCACCUGAUGAGCACAAGUGCCAGCGGCGGUUUAGAUGCUUCAGCCUUGGUGACACCUCAUCAGAUGGAUUCCUCUUCUCAGUCUGACAAUGAAAAGUUAUCAAAUAGAUGGCCAGACUCGGCUCCCAGACAGACAGAAGGGUCGGUAGUCAGUUUGUCUCGGACUUGUGAUAUCUGCUGGAAGCCGUUUCUAACAAAAAUGGAAUUAAAGUUUCAUAUGGCACAACACAAACAAGAGGGCUACACGUACCAGUGCAAUAUUUGCUCGAGACUUUUCAAUAAUGCAGCUCACCGGACUAGGUGAACGGGACAAAUUUGGCAUCAAACAGGGUGAAUAUGACCUGAUGUGUCCAAUCUGUGCUGUUCUCAAGGAAUCCAAAGCCGAGCUUGACAUCCACAUGAUGGACCACACGGAAGAGAAACGAUUUUGUUGCCACAUCUGCGGACGGCGAUUCAAAUUCCGAGGUGCCCUGAGACGCCAUAUCAAUGGAUUGCACAACCAGAUUAGAAGACACAGAUGUGAAAUAUGUGAUCGGGGUUUCAAUGCCGCUCACAAUCUUAAGUUCCAUCUGUUGACGAAACAACAUCGCCUUAAAGCGCUGUGUCAAUAUCGAGAGAACCGACCAGAUACUAAUGUGACCACAGACUGAAAAAUGUAUGACACUGCAAGCCUUGAUUUAAAGGCCUACGUUGUUCAUUAAAAAUGUUGAAUUUGUAAUUGAAUUUAAAAAUGUCCAAUUGCGAAAAUACAUACUAAAUAUAAAUGUCAACAUUGCCGUUGUGUAGACUGAUAUACAAAUACUAUGAAUACCAAGUUUAAAGAAAUUUGUAUUCAUAAUAACUGCACUACGGCAUUGUGUAUUAGUGCAUUUCUAUUUAACUUGACCACAAGUGAUUACGAACGGCGUACCCCUUUAAAUGGCCGGGCAGCAAACCUUGGUUUGACGGACACCAAUCACUCUGUUACACAAGUUUAAGCUGUAAGACCUAUCACCCGGUACAUUUUCCAUAUGUCGGACUUGAAAUGAGUGGUGGAGGUCACCCGAAAAAAAGUAGUAUGACAGAAAGGCUUGCAUAGGAUGCUAAAUUUCUGGUCAAUGCAAGAUAACCUGCAAUUUUGAAAUAUUCUCAGAAAGUUGGAUCUCUGUACAAAAACUCCACCCCAAACCUUUGGCCAAUGCACAUUAGUUUUGGCCCUUCGUUGUGUAGCUCCACUCAUCCCUCAGAAUGGUAUUUAUUUAUUCUGGGUUUUGUGAUCUCUUGAAAUGGAAUAAAUAGUUUUUAUG